Molecule: messenger RNA, 2312 nt
Organism: Doryrhamphus excisus (bluestripe pipefish)
Lineage: Eukaryota; Metazoa; Chordata; Actinopteri; Syngnathiformes; Syngnathidae
Gene: ergic1
Product: endoplasmic reticulum-golgi intermediate compartment 1
Biological process (GO): retrograde vesicle-mediated transport, Golgi to endoplasmic reticulum; endoplasmic reticulum to Golgi vesicle-mediated transport
Cellular component (GO): COPII-coated ER to Golgi transport vesicle; endoplasmic reticulum; endoplasmic reticulum membrane
Source: RefSeq, a predicted model, not a curated record
AUCACAUUGUGCUAAGCGUCCUAAGCUGACGUCAACCCGGUACCGAUGAACAACCGGUAGCUUUGAGAAGAACCGUGUGGUCGCUGUGAUUUUGGCCCUGAAUCAAGCCACAAACCGUGCAAGCAUCAUGCCUUUCGAUGUUAGGAGAUUCGACAUCUACAGGAAAGUACCAAAAGAUCUCACCCAGCCCACCUACACAGGAGCGUUCAUUUCCAUCCUCUGCUGCGUCUUCAUACUUUUCCUCUUCCUCUCAGAGUUGACGGGAUUCAUAGCUACUGAAAUUGUAAACGAACUGUAUGUGGAUGACCCAGAUAAAGACAGUGGUGGGAAGAUAGAAGUGAGUUUAAACAUCAGUUUGCCAAACUUACACUGUGAUUUGGUGGGGUUGGACAUCCAAGACGAGAUGGGCCGCCAUGAGGUCGGCCACAUUGACAACUCGAUGAAAGUUCCUCUCAGCCAAGGAGCCGGUUGCCGCUUCGAAGGAGAGUUCACCAUCAACAAAGUGCCAGGAAACUUCCACGUGUCCACACACAGCGCCACAGCCCAGCCCCAAAAUCCCGACAUGACCCACAUCAUCCACAAGCUGGCCUUUGGGGAAAAGCUUCAGGUGCAAAAAGUCCAAGGCGCGUUCAAUGCUUUAGGUGGAGCUGACAGGCUGUCCUCUAAUCCGCUCGCGUCACAUGACUACAUCCUGAAGAUUGUUCCAACCGUUUAUGAAGAUCUGUCGGGCAAACAGAGGUUCUCCUACCAGUACACGGUGGCAAACAAGGAAUACGUCGCCUACAGCCACACGGGCAGGAUCAUACCGGCCAUCUGGUUUCGCUACGACCUCAGUCCAAUCACAGUGAAAUACACAGAGAGGAGGCAACCUCUUUAUCGCUUCAUCACCACCAUCUGCGCCAUCGUGGGUGGGACAUUCACGGUGGCGGGCAUCAUCGACUCCUGCAUAUUCACCGCAUCCGAGGCUUGGAAGAAGAUUCAGAUUGGAAAGAUGUCCUGAGGACGACACUAACAGCCCUCCCCCAACCCCAACCCCCACCCCCCCGACCCCUCACCCAUGACUUAUUUAUAAGUGCAAAGUAGCCUGUUAGCUAAAUCCAGGUAUCACGGUGACCAUGGAAGGGGUUCCGGCACUGUGGGGAUCUCACUAUCAGGCUACACGCUUUCCAUCUCGGUUACUGACACCCCUCCCCCCGGUUGCUGACUAUCACAUGUCCAAGUUCAGAGUGUGUCGGGGGGGUCAGCCAAGGGAGCAAAAAUGUACUGAAAUUGAUGUUUUUUUUACAAUGAAAUUGAUUUUUAUUUUUAUUUCUUUAAAAAAAAAAUUUCAAUUAUAUAUUUUUAAGGCAAACACAUCUUCGCUAUUUUUUCGACUGCCUGUCACUAAAACGAAAAACUAAAAAAUACCGUUUUUUACACCCAUCCUCUCCCCUUACAUUAUAUACAUUACACUGAUGAUCACUGUGUCCUUUUUAGAACGUUCCACCAGAACAAUACAGUCGUCGCUCGCAAUAUCCUAUUUUUUCAUAAAAUUUAUUCACUCAUUCAAACCCACACAUUUUUUAGUUAUUAUUACUAUAUUAUUUAUUAGUUAUUUACGAUUUUCCAUCGUUUCAACAGACAAACAUUACCUCAAGUACUUGGAGUAGGUCAAAUAUUAAUACUGUGAUUUGAGAAUGGACAUUAGCUUACCUUACAUUAAAAAAAAAAAAUCUCUCAUCCCAUCUAGUGUGGAAGUGGUAAGUUUUUGACUUCUUAAGUUUAGAAAAAAUAGAACUUUAAGGCUAAAUAGUGUCAGCAGUAUAAGACUUAACUCUAAAAAUAAUUAAAUUUAAUCCUGGAUAGCGGAAAUUAAUUUAACAGUUACAAGCGACGACAAUACUGCCAUCCAACAAUGUCCUUUUUAAAUAGUUAAAAAAAAAAAGUGACCUCAUGUAUGUGUUUUUUUUGUCUUUUUUACCUUUGUGUUUUAGGGUCACACUUUGAUGAACUUUUGAUUUUACAGGAAUAAAGUACAAUAUGGGGAAUAGUCACGUUUACUGAGAAAGUAGUAAUAUUGCUGCAAAAAUGCAACAAUUUAAAGCAGGAAAAUGACUGAAAAGUACUGACAUUGUGGCAAACUCCUUUAUUCUUGUUAAGAAUGUUCCCGUUUUUAUUUUUCUCAGGCAUUUUGCUGCUGUUUUGGUUAACAUUCAUAUGGACAUAGAGUACGUCUACCUUUUUAUUCCCGUUUUACAGUUCUGUAUUGAAAUUCUGUGUAAUGUAAUGUAAAGGUGCCAAUGAAGUUCUUGACAGAUUGUUAAUGAAAAUCA